UUCGGCCUCUUGACUUGUAAAUUUUCGACUUUAAUGUUUUUAUCGUUUUUUGUUGCCUAUGGACAAUUGUGCUUAAGUAAUUAGUGAUAAAGUGUCAUUAGCAUUUAGUUCCAAUCACUUGUUGGAAUCGACUGGUUGUGGUGACACAAACACAGCACGAAAGCAUUAAAUUUUGAAAGUUUUAUCGGUCGUUUUGUUUCGUAUACGCAAACGAGUGCAGUACAAUAAUUAACAAUGUCAAGUGAAAAUCUCCAAAUGCAUCAGAUCAAUUCCAGUGGCGACUCAAGCUUAGCUCAUAGUCAAAACAGCCAAAGCAGCGCGUCAAUGCAGAAAUCAGCGAACAUUCAAUUUGUCAGCGACCUUCCUAUCACCGAUCCAGGACAAUCGAGCAAGGAAAAGGACAAAGAUACAAAAAUCUCGAGUGCCCUUAAAAAGUCAAGUCGCUAUCGAAGUCGAAGCUUAUCAGCAUCAUCAACAGAUUCAUAUAGCUCUGCUUCUUACACGGGUAGUUCCAGUGAGGAUGAUGACGUGUCACCAAGAGAGAAAAUUCAAAGUAACACUAAAGGAUUUAAUGAUUUUUGUGUAAGAAAUAUUCACCAACAUGCAUUUGGUCGACGCGAAAUUGAAAUUGCGGAGCAAGAAAUGCCUGGCAUCAUGGCUCUACGUAAACGUGCUUCCGACGAUAAACCAUUAAAGAACGCCAAAAUCGUUGGCUGUACACAUAUCAACGCACAAACAGCGAUUUUAAUCGAAACGCUCGCCCACUUAGGUGCUUCAAUUCGAUGGGCUGCAUGUAACAUUUAUUCAACGCAAAAUGAAGUAGCAGCAGCUCUUGCUGAAUCAGGAUUUUCGAUUUUUGCGUGGCGUGGAGAAACAGAAGAAGAUUUCUGGUGGUGUAUUGAUAAAUGUGUAAAUGCUGAGAAUUGGCAACCAAAUAUGAUUCUUGAUGAUGGUGGCGAUGCAACACAUUUGAUGUUGAAGAAAUAUCCAGCAAUGUUUAAAAUGAUUAAAGGAAUUGUUGAAGAGAGUGUUACGGGAGUUCAUCGAUUGUAUCAGUUGUCGAAAAGUGGAAAACUUAGUGUUCCGGCAAUGAAUGUUCACGAUUCUGUUAUAAAAACAAAAUUCGAUAAUUUGUACAGCUGCAAAGAGUCCAUCAUUGACAGUCUGAAACGUUCCACUGACAUAAUGUUUGGAGGAAAGCAAGUGGCAUUAUGUGGAUAUGGAGAAGUAGGCAAAGGCUGUUCACAAGCACUUAAAGCACUCGGAUGUAUAGUUUAUGUCACCGAAAUCGAUCCGAUUUGUGCCCUUCAAGCGAGUGUCGAUGGCUUUCGUGUCGUAAAAUUGAAUGAAAUUGUUCGUAAUGUUGACAUCGUGAUUACAACAACUGGCAAUAAAAGUGUUGUGACACGAGAACAUAUGGAGAAGAUGAAGAAUGGAUGCAUAGUAUGCAAUAUGGGUCACUCGAAUACAGAAAUUGAUGUGAAAGAUCUACGCACACCUGACUUAACAUGGGAGAAGGUGCGAUCGCAAGUUGAUCAUAUUGUGUUUCCCGACGGAAAACGUAUAAUAUUGUUAGCUGAAGGACGUUUAGUUAAUUUAUCAUGUUCAAGUGUCCCGUCUUUCAUUGCCAGUAUAACUGCUGCCACGCAAGCUUUAGCCCUAAUUGAGCUUUAUAAUGCACAGCCAGGACGCUACAAGUGUGACGUGUAUUUGCUAUCAAGGAAAAUGGAUGAAUACGUCGCGAUUCUUCACUUGCCAACCUUUGAUGCGCAUUUAACGGAACUCUCCGAUGAACAAGCAAAAUACAUGGGACUUAGUAAAGCUGGUCCAUUUAAACCCAACUACUAUCGUUACUGAAAGCUUUCGUCUUCUUUCCUUGUCAACAAUCAAAAAAGUUCAAGUUUUCUUCGCAGCGAUUUAAUGAACUUUUAAUUUAAGUUUUAACUUUUUGACCUUUUGCAUGUUCUUAACAUUUUCCUUGACGAUAUCUUUAUUUUUGCAAAACAAAAAGAAAAUAAGUGAAAGGAAAGUGAAUUUUAUGAAUUAAAAGAGGAGAAUGUAAAGUAGGUAAUUGAGAAAAACUCAAUGAAUCAAAUACAACACUACAAUAGAUUUGUGAGAUGCGGUAUUUAUUAAUGUCAAUUUAAACACAAAGAAUGCUACUAACUAUUGAUGAUAAUAGAUGAACAAGGUGAAUAAAUUAAUAAAAAUCGAAUUUAAUUAAGUUUUCUUCUUCUUUUUCAAUGUUAUCUUCUUACAACUUAAUGUGACUUUAACAAUCAUACAAUGUUAAGAAUUGAAAAUAUGUUGUUAACUAUUUAUUUACUACUUACAGUCACGCGACGUCGCCUAAAUAUUUAGAUGGCCAGAUAAACUUGAUAUAACUGUCGCAACUUUAUUUGUGCAAUCAAUCACGUCGAAAAGUUGUAGAUAUAAAUUAUCAUAUUAAUAACCCUGAUUACCAGUGUAAACAAUUUUUUUUAAGUUUUUAACUUUUAACACAUACUCAAGUAUAAUAUUUUUAUUGAAAUUUUAAUGUCGAUUGAAUGAAGAGUUCGUAAUAAAAGAUUCUACGAGAGCUCAAAUGUUAAAUAUUCAAAGCUUCGAAAGCUUUCAGAAAAAGCUUUUAAAUUUGAAAAA
This is a messenger RNA of Clunio marinus, 2640 nucleotides long. NCBI's taxonomy places the organism in Eukaryota, Metazoa, Arthropoda, Insecta, Diptera, Chironomidae. The record is from the annotation of a GenBank genome assembly.